Molecule: messenger RNA, 1539 nt
Organism: Elephantulus edwardii (Cape elephant shrew)
Lineage: Eukaryota; Metazoa; Chordata; Mammalia; Macroscelidea; Macroscelididae
Gene: MMP27
Product: matrix metallopeptidase 27
Exons: 10
Coding region: 1-1539 (512 amino acids)
Biological process (GO): proteolysis; extracellular matrix organization; collagen catabolic process
Cellular component (GO): extracellular matrix
Molecular function (GO): zinc ion binding; metalloendopeptidase activity
Source: RefSeq, a predicted model, not a curated record
AUGAAGAAUCUUCCAUUUCUAUUUCUGUUCCUCAUCACAUUUUCUUCUGUGUGUCCAGGAGGCCAAAGGAUGGAUAAUGAAGAAAGCAUGCAACUGGCUCAGGCAUAUCUCAACCAGUUCUACUCUCUUGAAAUAGAAGGGAGUCAUCUCAUUCAAAGCAAGAACAGAAGUCUCCUAGCUGGCAAAAUCCGUGAAAUGCAAGCCUUUUUUGGAUUGACAGUGACUGGAAAACUGGACUCGAGCACUCUUGAGAUCAUGAAGAAGCCCAGAUGUGGUGUGCCUGAUGUUGGACAGUAUGGUUACACUCUUCCAGGGUGGAGAAAACGCAACAUCACAUACAGAAUAAUGAACUACACUCCAGAUAUGACCCGUGCAGAUGUAAAUGAGGCUAUCCAAAAAGCAUUAGCCGUAUGGAGCAAGGUGACCCCACUAACAUUUACCAGGAUAUCCAAAGGGAUUGCAGACAUCAUGAUCGCCUUCAGAACCAAAGUCCAUGGCUGGUGUCCUCGUUAUUUUGAUGGCCCCCUGGGAGUGCUCGGGCAUGCCUUCCCCCCUGGUCUGGGUCUGGGUGGAGACACACACUUCGAUGAAGAUGAAAACUGGUCCAAGGAUGGUGAAGGAUUCAGCUUGUUUCUUGUGGCUGCCCACGAAUUUGGUCAUUCACUGGGACUCUCUCACUCCAAUGAUCAAACAGCAUUGAUGUUCCCAAAUUAUGUCUCCCUGGAUCCUAACAAGUACCCAUUGUCUCAGGAUGAUAUCAGUGGAAUUCAGUCCAUCUAUGGUUUGCCUUCAACACCUGCAAAGCCAAAGAAAAUCACUCUACCCCAUGCCUGUGAUCCCAAUUUGACCUUUGAUGCUAUCACCACCUUCCGCAGAGAAGUCAUGUUCUUUAAAGGCAGAUCUCUUUGGAGGAUAUACCAAGACAUCGCUGAUGUUGAAUUUGAAUCAAUUGCAUCGCUCUGGCCCUCUCUGCCAGUGAAUAUUCAAGCUGCUUAUGAAAAUCCCAGGGAUAAGAUUCUGAUUUUUAAAAAUGACAGUUUCUGGAUGAUCAGUGGAUAUGCUAUUUUGCCAGAGUAUCCCAAAUCUAUCUAUACCCUUGGCUUUCCAAGAUAUGUGAGAAAAAUUGAUGCAGCUGUCUAUGACAAAAUCACAAGGAAAACCUAUUUCUUUGUAGGUAUUUGGUGCUGGAGGUAUGAUGAGAUGACCCAAACCAUGGACAAAGGAUAUCCAAAGAGGGUAGUAAAAUACUUUCCAGGCAUAGGCAUCCGAGUUGAUGCUGCUUUCCAGUAUAAAGGAUUCUUCUAUUUUUCCCAUGGAUCAAAGCAAUUUGAAUAUGACCCUAAAGCAAAGAAUGUUACCCGAGUGAUGAAAACUAAUACUUGGUUUCAUUGCAAAGAGCCAUUAAGUUCAUCCUUCAAUCUUGGAGUCAAUAAGGAAAUAAUACAUUCAGAAGGUGUAGAUGUUUCUUAUCAUAAGAAUUUAAAAUUGCUUUCUAUCACCAUUGUUCAAUUCCUGAAAACAAUAUAUGCUUACAAAUAA